UGUAUUCCGAAAAUGUGCGUCAUAAUCACCAAUGGCAUUGUGGAUUUCCUUUCGAAAAUCAAUCAAUCAAUGAAAGUGGUGAGCUGUCUUGUGUGUGUGUGUGUGUGUGUGUGUUAUUGCCCCGACUAACCACUCUUUCCGUUGGUCAGUCCGCAUCUCAAAAUCUAUAAAAGGCAAUGGUCAUGGCUACAUUUUGUUUUGGACAUAAUUUUUUGUUGUUCAAGUUGACGAGAUAUAUCAUUUUUACAUUUGUUAUGUUAACAUUAAUGUUAUCCUCGGCUAUCAUUGUAGCCGUGCUCAGGAUAGAUGCAGCAACAUAUGAUUGUGAUCACAAAAAAGCUGAUCAAUGUUCAUUGAAUCUGAUGCCGAUAACUAAUUCGGAAAUUAUUCGACGUCCGCCUAAAACGAUUGCCCAGUUUAAUGUUUAUUGUGGUAAGAUUCGCCGAUAUGAACGAUGUACCAGGAAAUUUGCUGAAAAUUGUUUGCAAAAAGAAUCGAAACAAACGUUAUCCAUUCUUAUGUACGGCAUUAGUCGUGUGAAUAAACGUUAUUGUACGAAAGAAGCGAGAAAAAAAGCACUUAUCGAUCUUAUCCAAUGUUCUGGUCCAAUAAAUUUUCGUUAUUAUGGAGAUCUACUUAGAAAUGCAUCAGCAGACUUGCAUGCAAUUCGUGAAUAUCCGGAUGCUAAACUUCGUAUUCCGAUGGCUUGUUGCCUUUAUAGUCAAUAUACGACUCAAACAUUGGAACACGUUGAGAAAACCUGUCCAAAAUAUCGGCAAGAAGUUGAUUCCAUAAUACGAGGCUACAGUGGGGAUUCAUUCAAUUUUUUAUGUGGUGAUUAUGCAGAUGAAUCUGAUAAAUGUGAUCCGAUCAUCGAAAAGACACCCAAAUGGGAUGGAGCAGUGAAAUGGAAAAGUAUGAUCAUACCCAUGGUUCAAGUGAUUGAUAGUCUCCAUUAAGUGCAAGUAAAUUGUCAAUCACUCACCAAGUUUUUUCUUGUUAUCUGAUCAUCUAAAUCAUUCAAUCAUGUACAAUUUUGUUACAAGUAAUGAUUAACAAUUCAUUCAUUGAUAAACUUUUUAUUUGUUACCAAUAUGGCCCUACGGUUGAAUACCACUGUGAAUGAAUGUGAAAUGAUGUGAUCCACUCUCUCUGGCAUAUUGAAUAUCAUUGGUUAACUGACUCAAUUUUGCUUUGUAAUCCGAUGCACAAUGAUGUUGGAUAAGAAUCGAAUUUGAAAAUAAAACAAUGGAUUCUCUCGACACGGAAUGACAGACAGACAGACAGACAGACAGAAAGAAAGAAAAAAGAAAAAUCAACAUUCCUAGAUUAGGCAACCAGAUACGCAAAAAGAUGAUGUGGGCGAUGAUAGGUUUUCAAUUUGUCUUGAGCUCAUAUAUUCUAUGUGUGUGUGUGUGUGUGUGUGUAUGCGUGAGUUAAGAUUCUAUUUUUAAUUUUAUUUUCAAAAAUGAAAAUAAAUAUCAUAACCAUUUUUAAGAGUUCGAGUAGGGGCGGAUCGA
Molecule: messenger RNA, 1520 nt
Organism: Dermatophagoides farinae (American house dust mite)
Lineage: Eukaryota; Metazoa; Arthropoda; Arachnida; Sarcoptiformes; Pyroglyphidae
Source: RefSeq, a predicted model, not a curated record